This is a messenger RNA of Rotaria sp. Silwood2, 2334 nucleotides long. Lineage: Eukaryota; Metazoa; Rotifera; Eurotatoria; Philodinida; Philodinidae. The record is from the annotation of a GenBank genome assembly.
AUGGCUUCAAGCAGUACAAUCGAACGACAAGCAAUCGGACGUCGUAAUGGAUUUAUUGGCUCAUUAUAUGAUGUUCGAACAGACGAAUUUGAAGGCGGAAAAACAUUCAAUAAAUUGGAUAUUGAAGCAAAUCUAAAAUUAGCCUUAAUGGCAGGAUUGAUAAAUGUUGAAGGAUCAGCAAAAUAUCUCGAACAGACAAAAACAAACAAUCAUACUGUUCGAGUUACAUUUAUGUAUCGGGCAAAAACAAAAGAAGAAUAUUUACAAAUAUCUACAGGCAACCUAAACGAAUAUUUUUCAGAGUAUGCCUUCAAAAAUCCAAAUGUAACACAUGUUGUUAUUGGAAUAGUAUGGGGUAUUAAUGUAGCUGCAACAUUUGAACGAACAGUUGAAAGUGCUGAUGCAGUACAGAGAAUUGAAGGUACAUUAUCAGCAGCUUUCAAAAAGCCUAUAUUUAGUAUCAAAGGACAAGCGACGAUAGAUUAUGAUGAUAAAAAUAAAUCAGAUCUUGACUCAUUAAAGGUUGAAUUUUCUGGUGAUGUACUGAUUGAUAAUUGUCCACAAACAGUUGAAGGAGUGCUGAAAGUUUGCGAAAAUAUUCCAUCUCAGAUCGAAUCUUUAAAUGAUGGAAAAGGAAGACAACUUGUAUUUAUUUUAUAUCCUUUGAAAAGUAUUGCACAAAUGUUUGAAUCCGAACUGAAAAUUGAAAGAUCAAUAAAAGAAGUAUCGGAAGCGAUUGUUAGUCGUAUUGAAGAUAUGUUUGAACAAAUUAUUGAAUCAAAACGAAAAUUAAACGACUUUAUAUAUGAUAUUGAACCAUGGAAAGAAUUUAUUUCUUAUCAUUGGUUUGAUUUGGUUAAACAGAAACAACGAGAACUUGAUCAAGAGUCACUAAUAACGCAACGUAAAUUAAAAGAUUUGUUAGUUAAAAUUCGCAGUGAUUCAGCAAAAGAAUCAGAAAUGCAACAACUACUCGAUGAGUUUGAAUCUAAUAAUCCAUGUUCAUUAACAUCAAUUGAACGAUUUUUGAAAGACAACCAAAAAAUAAAAAGGAAAAUUGACACAUUAACAAAAGUUAGUCCAGAAAAAAAGGAACUGUUGAAAAUUCUCGAAUCAGUUGAUGACUUAAUAUUAGAUUUAUACGAUUAUGAUGUGUAUUUAUUGCAUACAUGUGAAGAAUGGAACACUAAAGAGAAUAAACGAAGUACCUUAAAACAAGAGAGAUAUUUUACUAACUUGAUGAAGAAUGAAUUGAUAUCAAACAAUACUAAAGCAAGAUUUCGUGUGAUUGAUCACGAUUUACACCCAGAAUUAGAAGAAAAACCAAACAGUUGUGUUAUUUAUCAUGCAAAGAAUGGUCACAUUGUAACAAGAGACUUUUACGAAUAUUCAUUAAGCAAUCAAUUUUAUGGUAAUAUCAUUAACAUUCAUCCAGAUGCUCAAUGGCAACAGGAUGGUAUCACUGUAAGUGGAGGAAAUGGACAAGGCAAUGCGUUCAAUCAACUCUCUUAUCCAUGGGGUUUAUAUGUAGAUGAUGAUGAAACAAUCUAUGUUGCCGAUUAUUCGAAUCAUCGUAUUACGAAAUGGAUAGCGGGUGAAACAAGUGGUAAAGUAGUUGCCGGUGGAAAAGGACCAGGAGAUGGAGAUCAUCAGUUGUCUUAUCCAUAUGACGUGAUUGUCGAUAAAAAAACAGAUAGUCUUAUCAUUUCCGAUUCUUCGAAUAGAAGAGUGGUUCGAUGGCCUCGUCGAUAUGCAAGACGUGGAGAAACAAUCAUCUCCGACAUUGCUUGUUGGGGUUUGACAAUGGAUCAGAAUGGAUCUCUCUAUGUUGUUGACAAUGAAAAACAUGAAGUGAGACGAUAUCAAAAAGGAGAAUCUCAAGGAACAAUAGUUGCAGGUGGAAAUGGAUGUGGAGAUCGUCUUGAUCAACUGUCUAAUCCACGAUACGUAUUUGUUGAUCAAGAUUUUUCAGUAUACGUGUCUGAGUGGGGAAAUAACCGUGUAACAAAAUGGAUAAAAGGUGAAAAAACAUCCAUUGUUGUUGCUGGUAAUCAAGAAUCUGGAAAUAAUCUUACACAAUUAAUACUUCCUAAAGGAGUUGUUGUUGAUCAAUUGGAUACUGUCUAUGUGGUUGAUGAUGGAAAUGAUCGAGUCAUGCGUUGGCCUCAAGGAGCCUCACAAGGAAGUAUCAUUGCUGGUGGAAACGGUAGAGGAGAACAAUCGAAUCAAUUAAAUGGACCCGUCGGCUUGUCAUUCGAUCGACACGGCAAUCUUUAUGUCGUCGAUUACAAGAAUCAUCGAGUACAAAAAUUUAAUAUCGAAUCCAAUAAGUGA